Messenger RNA from Saccostrea echinata, 753 nucleotides. RefSeq names its product E3 ubiquitin-protein ligase TRIM63-like. The transcript has a single exon. Gene Ontology annotation, molecular function: zinc ion binding. The coding region runs from base 1 to 753 and encodes 250 amino acids. Lineage: Eukaryota; Metazoa; Mollusca; Bivalvia; Ostreida; Ostreidae. The record is from RefSeq and is a predicted model, not a curated record.
AUGGGCAAUCAGAGACUCAACAACCAGGGUAAAGAACGAAAGUGUUCUCGAUGUCAUAGGGACACGGAAUACUACUGUAACACGUAUGAACAUGACCUGUGUCUACAGUGUAAAGAGAGACAUGUUAUUGAUCUAGAUACAAAACACCAUGAUGUGAUUUAUCGCGAAAAAUAUGAAAACCCAACAAAGCAUGAAACCUGUGAGAUACAUCCAGACAUGAUUUAUGAUAAGUAUUGUCAUUCAUGUGAACUUCCAGUCUGUGUAAAAUGUGCACAACAAAAAAAUCACCAAAUGCUGGACAUAACAACAGUAUAUGAAACAAAAUGUCAUCAAAACAGAGAAAUCAUUAACAAUAUCAGAAGUGAGACUAUCUAUAACACUUGUGUUCUGCUCAUAGGAAUCAAAACUGAUAUAGAGAGAUGUCAAAUCGAAAUCUCAAGCCAUCUAUCGGAGAUGUCAAGAAAGGCUCAGACACUAAAGGACCUCAUUGACACAGUGAUAUGUGAUGCUAAUUUCAGACAUAAAACUUUAAUGAUUCAAAGAUUACAACAACAGAUCAGAAAAAUGAAUAGAUACUUUGCCAGCUUAGAGACCCUUGAACACAGACUUGAACAGUCAGCAAACAGACCCGUCAAAUUACUCUUAUUUCUUAGGAAACCCCGUGUUUCCAUGAAAAAGAAUAAUGCUAAACUUACAAAGCACAUAAUGCUCUCCAUGACUAAAGAAAUAAACAGAAAGAAUGUUACUAAGUAA